Lactuca sativa (garden lettuce) is the source of this 1554-nucleotide messenger RNA. RefSeq names its product vascular related NAC-domain protein 7 (gene VND7). The record is from RefSeq and is a predicted model, not a curated record. Gene Ontology annotation, biological process: regulation of DNA-templated transcription. Lineage: Eukaryota; Viridiplantae; Streptophyta; Magnoliopsida; Asterales; Asteraceae. Gene Ontology annotation, molecular function: DNA binding.
UGGAUAGAAAUAUGUAUGGUGACUGAAACCUUAAAGCACAAAAUAACGGUAGAGGGUGGCGUGAAAAUAUGUUGUCAUGCCGUCCAAAACAGACCUUUCAUCCAUAAUGCCACAUUGCCACCCCCUGCCCCCACGCGCAAUCUCUCUCUUUCUUUCUCUGUAUAUAUAGUGUAAUUUAUGUACCCUCUUGCAGCAUACUUCGAUCAUCUUCAACUUUGCAGAUACCACCGAACUUUAACAUCCGUUUCCGGUGCAAACAUCAAGACAAUCAAAACAUUUUUUGACCCUAGCAAAACCAAUCAUCUUAAGUCGUACGCGGUGGUCGUUUCUUUUUAUACCAACAGACAAAAAAGAAGGAUCAAGAGAAUAUAUAAUUGAUCAAUCGAUAGAUGGAGUUGGAGUCAUCAUGUGUUCCUCCAGGGUUCAGAUUUCAUCCUACGGAGGAAGAACUCGUGGGAUACUAUCUCAAAAGGAAAGUCGAGUCGCUGCAAAUAGAUCUUGAUGUUAUUGUUGACAUUGAUCUUUACAGAAUGGAGCCUUGGGAUAUUGAAGGGAGGUGCAAAUUAGGAUACGAAGAACAAAACGAGUGGUUUUUCUUCAGUCAUAAAGAUAGAAAGUACCCUACAGGCACACGGACCAAUAGAGCUACCUCAGCCGGUUUCUGGAAGGCAACAGGAAGAGACAAGGCGGUGCUAUCAAAAGACAGGAUCAUCGGAAUGAGAAAAACCCUUGUUUUCUACAACGGACGUGCACCCAAUGGCCGGAAAAGUGACUGGAUUAUGCACGAAUAUCGCCUCCAAUCGUCUCACAAUGCUCCCGUUCAGGCAAAAGGCUGGGUGGUUUGUCGGGCGUUCAAGAAACCAACUCCAGUUCAAAAACAAGGGUUUGAACCCUGGAACAAUGGUUACUACAUUCGGAACACCAAUAAUAUUAGACCACUUCCACCAAUUAAUGAUACAUUUAAUUCCUCGCAAUCCUUCCACUCAAAUCAAUCCAUGGUAUCACAUAAACUACCAUUUAAUGAUCAAGAUCAACAACUUUCUGCAAAUCACUUCCUACUUGAACAUUCAAAUAUCGAUAGUCCUUCAGCUUCAAGAAGCUUUGCAACAAACGAAGAUCAUGACUAUGAGAGUGGAAUUGAUUUUAACCACUAUGAUAAUGAUUGGAAGAACAUAGAAAAUUUACUUGGGUCCGAAUUAAACAAACCCUCUUCGUUUCCCUAUUCAACCAUGCCAUUGAUCGCCCACAAUCAUGAUAACAAUGAGUUCGACUCUAGUGAUCAAACCAGCCACCUUUUUGGAUGCUUUUCUGACUUGUAACGUUAGUGCAAAUAUAUAUCUAAGGCAUUAUUAAGCUUAUGGACUAAUAGAUGUCGCCUAGUGCAUGCAUGGUUUUGUUAAGUUGCUAAUAUCGACUUCAUUGGAGUUGACAAACAAAAUGUCAACGAAAGUAGAUCCUUGGUAAAGACAAAGGAAAUAGUUGCAAGUGGUUCCUUUGUAAUUGCUAUAUAUAUAGUUUAUUGAAUUACUUUGGUAUGAUUGUACAAUUUAACUC